This is a messenger RNA of Pyrus x bretschneideri (Chinese white pear), 736 nucleotides long. RefSeq names its product glycine-rich protein A3. The transcript has 3 exons. The record is from RefSeq and is a predicted model, not a curated record. Bases 87 to 566 code for a protein of 159 amino acids. Lineage: Eukaryota; Viridiplantae; Streptophyta; Magnoliopsida; Rosales; Rosaceae.
UACACGUUUGCUUUUGAGUACUGCUUAGGGCAAACUUAACAGUCCCCACACAACCGUUUGUAGGCAUCAAUCUUACGUACUUGAAGAUGGGAGGUGGAAAGCACGAGAAACAUGAGACAAGUGAGAAAGGACUAUUUUCAUAUGGUUGUGGUGGAUCACACCCUCCACAAGGAUAUGGAUAUCCCCCGCAAGCAUAUGGUGGUGGUGGAUCAUACCCUACUUCAGGGGGGUACCCUCCAGCUGCGUAUCCUUCUUAUGGGGGAUAUCCACCAACCUCCUACCCUCCACCCGGUUAUUCAGGGCAUGGAACUGGCAUGGGAAUGGGAGGGAUGUUAGCUGGGGGUGCUGCCGCAGCUGCUGCUCCGUAUGGUGCUAACCAUCUUGUGCAUGGAGCUGGGGCACCCCAUGGCUAUGGCGCUGGGGCACCCCAUGGCUAUGGCGCUUACCAUGGUUACCAGGGCUACGGCUACGGGGGUGGCCACGGCUACGGCGGUCAUGGCAAAUUUAAGCACGGGAAAUUUAAGCAUGGCAAGCCCUUUGGGGGCAAGUUCAAGAAAUGGAAGUAAACAUUUGAUAUGGUGGAUCUAAUUAAGGCAAAUAUUAUGCUCGGUUCAUUCUAAGCUAAUAUAUUUACGCCCCUUCUAAUAAUUAGUUAAUUACUUUAAACAUGUAUUUGUAUUCUAAUAAUUAUUUAUAUUCAAAAUACAAUAUAAAUAAAGACGUAUUUGUAUUGUAA